Messenger RNA from Trachymyrmex cornetzi, 2100 nucleotides. RefSeq lists its product as uncharacterized. The transcript has 2 exons. Gene Ontology annotation, cellular component: cytosol. Gene Ontology annotation, biological process: regulation of lipid biosynthetic process. Lineage: Eukaryota; Metazoa; Arthropoda; Insecta; Hymenoptera; Formicidae. The record is from RefSeq and is a predicted model, not a curated record. The coding region runs from base 130 to 795 and encodes 221 amino acids.
GUUCGGUCUCUCUGUCGGCUUCGGUAAACUCGUUCGUGAAGUGGGCUUACUGAUUACGGGCGAUAUCCAACGACGAUCAACGUUCGAUUGUAGGCAACGAGGUUCCUACGGAAGGAUAUUGCAUACAGGAUGUUGUAUUCCAAGCGGAGUCUGCGGAGGAUCGCCCGGCAUGAUGAGCCGGAAUUCAGCAACGCCAGUAUCUUGAAUAGCAUGGAGAAGUUCGUGCGCACCGUGAGCGAGAUGGAGGACACCAUCCUGGUGCCUAGCCGUCUGCUGGAUCUGUCCGUGGGUGAUGCGGGUGAUACAAUCUACAUGAAGGGCAAACGCGGCUGCACGGUGAAGGACACCUUGGCCAAUACCGACCUAUACCGUCUCUACAACAUCAUCAACCAGAUGAAGAUCGAGUUACUGUGGUCGCAGGAGCCUACGCGAGGCACCGUGGCGGACGAUCAGACGCCGAUUAAGAGUCAUCCGAUUGGUAGCCCAUCUGAACUGACGCACCAUCAGGCUAUAAGCAGUGGCAGACUCGGCCAUGUGCGUUGUCCCAGCACCACGUCUAUGCAGAGUGUACAGAGCGCGUCCUCGAUCGCCUGGACCUCCGACUCGGACUCUGAGAAUGGCAUUGAGAUUGACAGCGGCCUAGAAGGUGAAGAAUGCGUAGUCGAUCUAGCAAGCAUCGCCGCUGAAAACUUUAAGCGUCAUCUACGCGGUCUUCACAGCAGCAUCGCCCGUAUGACAGAGGCAGCUGAGUAUCUGACGUUGCGGUAUCAAGCCGAUGUAGGUGGGCAGGUUUGAUUAUCCGCUGGUAUCAUUAUCAUCACCAUUGUUGUCGUCAUCGUCGCCGCCCGUGCGUCACUGAUUGUCAUCAUGUUAGUUGGUAUUGCGAACAAAUAUCACAUCGUCACUUUGUAAUCGAUCUCAUUGACAUUUCCGCGAUUUUCGAUUUCCCGAGAUUGAGAACAGAAUUUCAGGAAACGCUGAUGAUGAAUCGCAAAAGAUUUUCUAGCAUUAAACUAAUCCAUAUCAAUUUGUUAUUUUAUUAACGUAUAAUUUACUGUGUUAAAAUACGCUGUUCACGCGAUUAGUUUAUGUGAAUGAUAAAGAUAUGUUUCGAUAAUGUAUUUGGGACGCGCGAUACGAGACAAUAAAUUGUCAUCGGAUAUAUAGAAUUCCGCAUAAAUAAACUAUUAGUUCCCAAAUAGAAUGGAGAGACUAUGAGAUAAGAUAUCUCGAGAUACUCGUAUCAUUUUUGGCAUAGCAUUAGAAAAGAAAAACGACUAGUCCAGGCUUUGAUUUUCUUCAUUGCCAUUUGUGCGGGUUUGAAUUUUGACGAUGGGUGUUACCUGCUGUAGACGAAUAGAAGCUUUCGAGAUGACAUGCUAUCACCAAAUGUUAUAAUUACAUGGGUAGUAAGAAGAACGGAUAAUUUCAUCUUGAAAGAAUUGGGAAUUAAUACGAAUAAGUGUUUACUUUCAACCAUCCAAAUGUAAAUUCUUAAAUUUUUCGGUCAUCUUGUUAGACGAGACAUUAUCGAGAAACUCGUAAUCCAAGCGAAGGUAAUGAAAAGCGACGGAGAGGAUAUAUCGACCAAAUAAAAACUUUAACGAAUAUGCCGCUGAAGGACAUGAUGCACUUAGCAUGACUUAGCGGAGGAUUGUGAGGCGUGGCAGGUUAUCGCACACAUAACUGCAUGAAAAGUUACGACAUUCGAAAAAACCGCAAUCAAGAAGAUAGCAUUAUGGGAGCUAAUGUUUGAUUCUGUUCUGCUUUUAAUAAUAUAGUUUAGCACCGGCAGAUCGAACAAAAUGAAAAGAAUCUAAAAUCAAGGAUGGAUGUGAUUGUACAUCGUUAUUAACCCGGGAGUGAUUACAUACCGGUCAUUUUGCCGUACUCUUCCAUUUUCUAUUUAUAUCUUUCAAUUUAUUGGCACUAUUAUAUUUUUACCUUUACGUAAAUGUUUGUUAAUGUUUUUUCGUAUAGUAUGUGAAAAUAGAUGACGUAAACACACUUAUAUCUAUAUAAAAUUUGAUAUGUUGUAACGGUCGAUCUAAAAGACCGUAACGCGCGCACUUACGUUAGUGUUUGUCGUCUCCGCUAAUC